GCUUUUAAUGUAACCUGAGAAGAUGAAGUGGCUCUAAGUAAACUUCCUUCCUCUUCAUGUGACUGAAGUGUGACUUGAGAGCUUGAAUUGUCAGACACACUGAAUAUUGGUUUUACUGCUUUUAAUCUGAGGCCAGUGUGCAUUUCGUUUUGCAUUCCAUACAGACAAACAUGUCGACUUUAUGUAACUACACAGUGCUUAACAAUGGGAUAAAGAUGCCCCUUAUAGGAUUAGGCACCUGGAAGAGUACUCCUGGACAGGUGAAGGAUGCUGUUAUUUGUGCUCUGGAUAUUGGUUAUCGCCACAUUGAUUGUGCUGUCGUCUAUGGUAAUGAGUCAGAGAUCGGGGAGGCCUUCCUACAGAAAGUUGGACCUGAUAAGCCUGUUAAACGUGAAGAUCUGUUUGUGACAUCGAAGUUGUGGAAUACAAAGCAUUAUCCAGAAGAUGUUGAGCCUGCCGUAAGAAAAUCUUUAGAAGACCUGAAAUUGGACUAUUUGGACCUCUGCCUAAUUCACUGGCCACAUGCUUUUGAGCGUGGUGAUGAGCUUUUCCCUAAAAAUCCAGAUGGCACUAUCCGUUAUGAUUACAUUGACUAUAAGGAGACUUGGAAAGCCAUGGAGAAGUUGGUGGAGAAAGGCCUGGUAAAAGCUAUCGGAGUUUCAAACUUUAACAGUCGACAGAUUGAUGAUGUUAUCAGCAUAGCCACCAUCAAGCCUGCUGUCUUACAGGUGGAAUGUCACCCAUAUCUAGCCCAGAAGGAGCUUCUAGCACACUGCAAAGACAGAGGAAUUGUAUUAACAGCAUACAGCCCUCUUGGAUCACCAGACAGAAUGUGGAAACACCCAGAUGAACCAAUCCUGUUGGAAGAACCUGGGAUAAAAAAGUUGGCUGAGAAAUAUAAAAAGUCUCCAGCACAGAUCCUUCUCAGAUGGCAAGUACAGCGUGGUGUAGUCUGUAUCCCAAAAAGUGUCACUCCAUCUCGGUUGUUAGAAAACAUCCAGAUAUCCAGUUUUUCACUGACUGAAGAAGAAAUGGAGCAGAUUGGAUGCCUGGAUAAACACUGGCGCUACAUUGUUCCAACGAUCACGGUCGAUGGAAAACAUGUCCCCAGAGAUGCUGGACAUCCUCAUUAUCCAUUCAAUGACCCCUAUUAGUGACAUCUUUACCUAGUAAUGCCAUUUUGUAGCAUCAUAUCAAGAUACCAAAUACACAUGGAUGCAUUUUCUCAAUACCCCCCCCCCCCCCCCAAGAAAACACAUUCCUGCUAAUGCCACCUGCUGGCAUUCAGCAGAAAAUGAAAACAAACAUCACUUUCAUUCUGGCAGAAAAUAUAAAUAAUAAUUUAGCCUUAAGCAUUCACAGUAUAGUUUGGAUUAGAAGUAUGGUGGGUUGUCAUUUACUUGGAAUUGCUGUUUUUGUUUUCUUUAGUCACAGCUGUUGAACUGCUCAUAUAAGAUGAGGUAACAUAAAUAGGACACAUUGAAAUAGUAGUAACAUUAACAAACCACUCCCCAGCCAGCCCAUAUGGACAGAUCUCUGUGAAAGCAGAGCUUCCACAAGAAGGUGAUGUAAUGUCAGUUAAAAACUUGGUUAAAAAGCAGGAAAUGUUGGCCUGUUUGUUUUUCUUGACUAAAAUGUGUUUUAUGAUGGGAAAGUACUAUUCUGUAGAGGACUGAGCAGGAGGACUUUCCAUUGAGAUUGGAGUGAUUUAAGGGAAAAAGAAUUAAAGCCUUUUAUCCUUACAUUGUCGGCAUUUAUUAGAGUUUCCAUCUGUCAUUUAUUUUUGCAUUCUUUGCCAUACUCAUCCCAUUGUAGUGCAGACAUGGGCUUAUUUGGUAUGCUUCCUGCAGUAAAACAGUGUUUACAAAAUGGUUUCACUUCUUGGAAUUGCCUUGUACAAAAUAAAGUACAUUUUAAUAACG
This is a messenger RNA of Protopterus annectens (West African lungfish), 1922 nucleotides long. RefSeq names its product aldo-keto reductase family 1 member A1 (gene AKR1A1). Bases 171 to 1154 code for a protein of 327 amino acids. Gene Ontology annotation, molecular function: aldose reductase (NADPH) activity. Gene Ontology annotation, biological process: aldehyde catabolic process. Gene Ontology annotation, cellular component: cytosol. The transcript is spliced from 9 exons. NCBI's taxonomy places the organism in Eukaryota, Metazoa, Chordata, Ceratodontiformes, Protopteridae. The record is from RefSeq and is a predicted model, not a curated record.